GUGUCGAAGCAGCCGCUGACUGGCCUAAAUCUCAAUCGCUGCACGUCGUAGGGGUGGAAUGCCAAGACGCUAACCCACCCCAGUGACCGUCCGGCCGUGUUCCAGGUUCCCCCCGUCCAUCGUCACCACUGUGCUCUUCACACAUCCUCUCUACAGUACUAUUCUAGUCCACGACACGAGCUCUGCGUUCUUCACAAUCCUGGUGAAGCAUGGCGGUUCUCGAAAUAACACAAUUGCGUCUCAGGAAUGUUGCCGCCGACGAUCCAGCAUUACUUGAGAACCUGUCAGCUGUGCGAGAGAAACUGCAUACAAGCUCACGGUUUUACAACUGCAUCGAGGACCCCAAAUUGAUCUAUAUUUUGGGCAUAUGGCCAAAUUUGGAAGCACACUUGAAGUUCCUAGAAUCUCCAGCGCGGGACGAGGUUCUCGGCCCCCAAGAAGAUAUGCUUCAAUUUUGUUGGACUGUCCAUGUGGAACUAGAUGGUAUGCAUUUGCUUCCUUUAGAGGCACCCGUAUUGGCAAUGGAGAGACUUCGUUUCAAGGAAGAGUGCGUCGAGUAUCUUGAAAGGGCUGUCACAAGCUAUACGCAACAGCGCCGAGGCAAUCACACGUUCAGAGUCGCACACGGCUGGCGAUGCGAUGCACCGGGAACUUACGAGGCGCUCGUCUUUACUGGAUGGGAGACUGCGCAAACUCACGUCACCCUCAUAGCAAACGUGGAUGAUGGCCACGACAUCGCCGUAUUGCAGGACCAAUCCGAGAGGGUGCCAAUCAUACGUGGCAGAAAUCUGGAGCGGAAAGAUGGUUGAGAUUAGGCUCCAAACUGUUCUUCAUUCUUGAGGGUGCAUGGUUUAUGGGCUUAGAGCUCUCAUGGGAAAAGGAAAUGAGGAUAUUCAGUCUUGAUGGAAGGCACACGUGCGCCUGUUCUUCCCAUGAGAUCUCCGACUGGCCGGGUCGUGUACCCGUGCGAAGCCAG
Molecule: messenger RNA, 976 nt
Organism: Alternaria rosae
Lineage: Eukaryota; Fungi; Ascomycota; Dothideomycetes; Pleosporales; Pleosporaceae
Exons: 1
Coding region: 210-809 (199 amino acids)
Source: RefSeq, a predicted model, not a curated record